AUGUCUCCAACCCCUUCUACUACCACGCCAACAUGGCAUCAUUUCGAAAGGAAGGUCGAGGAUGUGAAGCCAUCAAAGACUGAUAUCAAUUUUCUUGUUAUGGAUUAUCUUGUCGCGAAUGGCUACCCAUCUGCUGCACAGAAAUUUGCUAUAGAAGCUAAUAUCCAACCCAAGCCCGAUGUGGAGUCGAUCCAAGAACGGGUGGAUAUUCGAAAUGCUAUUCAUUCGGGAGAUAUUCAGUCUGCUAUCGAGAAAUUAAACGAGUUGAACCCUCAGAUUUUAGACAAUAAUCCUUCUCUUCACUUUGCUCUUCUGCGAUUGCAGCUAGUUGAGUUGAUACGGACCAGUACAUCCACUCCAAACGGAGACAUUACUCCUGCUCUAGACUUUGCGACGUCCCAUCUCGCUCCUCGAGCACCCACUAAUCCACAGUUCCUCGAGGACCUUGAAAGGACACUAUCACUCCUUAUAUUCCCAUCUGAUAAUCUUGCCCCUUCGUUAGCUGCGCUGCUGGACCCGGAGCUCAGGAAAAGCAUUGCGAAUCGCGUAAAUGAAGCCAUUUUACAAAGUCAAGGCGCACGGCGUGAGGCUCGCCUACGUAACCUUGUCAAACUCCGAUCCUGGGCAGAACAGAAGGCGCGCGAGGCGAAGAAAGACUUGCCUGAAAAAAUAGACAUUGGCCUCGAGCAAGACAGGAACAGCAAUAAUAACAGUAACCAAAACGAAGCCCAAAAUGGAGGCACUGAUGAUGCUAUUAUGCAUGAACAUGAGGAGGUAGAUCCAAUGAUAUCUUAGUUCAGCAAAUACCACGCUAACGCUAGCUCGGAACUGUAUUCACUUUUCGAGCAAUGAAAAUGCAUCCGCUGCGACUUACCUUCUAUGUCUCCUUAUAUUUUUUCUUUCGGAUUUGUAUCUGUACUUUAGCGCGGCGUUUGGAGUCUUUUAUGAUUCAUGGUUCCAAAGGACUGAUUCGCCCUGAAAGAGCUAACCGUACUGAAAUUCCAUUGGAGUUCGAAUUAUUAUAUCCUAGAAUGUGAGCGCAUCCGGCAUCGCUCAAUGGGCCGAUUAGGGAUGGCUGUGGAAUUGUGUUUCGUCCCUUUCACACCUUUACACUCGACUUGCCAAUGAGAUAUUUGUACUUAUCUAUCGCACUAUUUCGAUUUUUGGGCAA
Histoplasma capsulatum G186AR is the source of this 1171-nucleotide messenger RNA. RefSeq names its product CTLH domain-containing protein. Gene Ontology annotation, biological process: proteasome-mediated ubiquitin-dependent protein catabolic process. The transcript is spliced from 3 exons. Gene Ontology annotation, cellular component: cytoplasm; nucleus. The record is from RefSeq and is a predicted model, not a curated record. Gene Ontology annotation, molecular function: protein binding. The coding region runs from base 1 to 795 and encodes 264 amino acids. NCBI's taxonomy places the organism in Eukaryota, Fungi, Ascomycota, Eurotiomycetes, Onygenales, Ajellomycetaceae.